CGAGCGAACCCCCCACGAAGCGGCCGGCGAUGGCGACGGUGGCGAUGGACGUCUCCCAGCCCUCCUCCUCCGCCGCCGCCGCCGACGCGCCGCUCCCGGCGGCGGGAGACGGGCAGGGGUCGAAGGGGAGGUCCCGCGGCGAGGGGCUGCGGCUGUACUACCUGCAGCGCAUCCAGGACCUGCAGCUCCAGAUCCGCCACGAGACGGACAACCUCAGCCGCCUCGAGGCCCAGCGCAACGACCUCAACUCCCGAGUUAGGAUGAUGCGGGAAGAGUUGCAGUUGCUUUAUGAGCCGGGCUCAUAUGUUGGCGAGGUUGUCAAGGUUAUGGGGAAGUCCAAGGUUCUAGUGAAGGUGCAUCCAGAAGGAAAAUUUGUUGUCGAUAUCGAUAAAAAUAUCGAUAUUACAAAGCUCACACCGUCAACAAGAGUUGCUCUUCGAAACGACAGCUAUAAGCUUCAUCUUAUACUGCCCAGCAAAGUCGAUCCAUUGGUAAACCUUAUGAAGGUUGAGAAGGUUCCUGAUUCUACAUAUGAUAUGAUUGGAGGCCUUGAUCAGCAAAUUAAGGAGAUAAAAGAGGUGAUUGAGCUUCCCAUUAAGCAUCCUGAGCUGUUUGAAAGUCUUGGAAUUGCCCAGCCAAAGGGCGUCCUUCUUUAUGGGCCUCCUGGUACAGGAAAAACACUACUGGCUCGAGCAGUUGCUCAUCACACAGACUGUACUUUCAUUAGGGUGUCAGGUUCCGAGUUGGUUCAGAAGUAUAUUGGAGAGGGUUCGAGAAUGGUUCGUGAACUCUUUGUGAUGGCUAGAGAGCAUGCACCAUCCAUAAUCUUUAUGGAUGAAAUAGACUCCAUUGGAUCUGCUAGAAUGCAGUCAGGAUCUGGCGGUGGUGAUAGUGAGGUUCAACGCACUAUGCUUGAGCUUCUAAACCAACUUGAUGGCUUUGAAGCAUCAAACAAAAUUAAGGUUCUUAUGGCAACAAAUAGGAUGGAUAUAUUGGAUCAAGCUCUCCUGAGGCCUGGCCGCAUUGAUAGGAAGAUUGAAUUUCCAAAUCCAAAUGAAGAUUCCCGCUUUGAUAUCUUGAAGAUUCAUUCAAGAAAAAUGAACUUGAUGCGUGGCAUUGAUCUGAAAAAGAUUGCGGAGAAGAUGAAUGGAGCAUCUGGAGCAGAGCUAAAGGCGGUCUGCACGGAAGCAGGAAUGUUUGCCCUUCGCGAGAGAAGGGUUCAUGUCAACCAGGAGGACUUUGAGAUGGCAGUUGGAAAGGUAAUGAAGAAGGAUACAGAGAAGAACAUGUCCCUGCGGAAGCUCUGGAAGUGAGAAGUGAAGUAGACGAGACUGCCAACAAACAUGUCAACUACCGUCGCCGAUGCAUUGAUUAGCUUUGAAUUUCUUAAACAUUUGUACGUAAGCUAGGUUGCUCACUCGAGGGGUGGCAAAUUGAAAGUAGCAGCUGAAAGAAAUGCAACAUUGUGCUUUACCAUUCAUUUUGAAUACAAAUUUCCAUCAUGUUGUCUCAGCUUGUUCUGUCUACGAAUUCUGUGCUCUAGAACAGAGAAUCUUGCAGAGUAAGAUCAAUGGUUGGUUACAGCAAAAUACCCCCUCAUCCAAAGUA
Oryza brachyantha (malo sina) is the source of this 1608-nucleotide messenger RNA. RefSeq names its product 26S proteasome regulatory subunit 8 homolog A-like. The transcript is spliced from 8 exons. Gene Ontology annotation, cellular component: proteasome regulatory particle, base subcomplex. Gene Ontology annotation, molecular function: ATP binding; ATP hydrolysis activity; proteasome-activating activity. NCBI's taxonomy places the organism in Eukaryota, Viridiplantae, Streptophyta, Magnoliopsida, Poales, Poaceae. The record is from RefSeq and is a predicted model, not a curated record. Gene Ontology annotation, biological process: proteasome-mediated ubiquitin-dependent protein catabolic process. The coding region runs from base 30 to 1313 and encodes 427 amino acids.